Molecule: messenger RNA, 1143 nt
Organism: Desarmillaria tabescens
Lineage: Eukaryota; Fungi; Basidiomycota; Agaricomycetes; Agaricales; Physalacriaceae
Product: DNA breaking-rejoining enzyme
Exons: 5
Coding region: 1-1143 (380 amino acids)
Biological process (GO): DNA recombination; DNA integration
Molecular function (GO): DNA binding
Source: RefSeq, a predicted model, not a curated record
AUGCCUUCCUUGUCGAGGAGAAGGUCGUUCCACCAGGCACAGACAUAUUCACUGAGCAGAUGCUCCACCCAAAGAUCGACUACUACAUUGUCGGCUUUGUUAUGCAAAAGUAUAUUCUCACUCCAGCUCUAUAUUUUGUCUAACUUAAGAGGUUCCAGGUGCGACAAUGUUGACAUGCAUGGCGUGAACAAAGGGGCCAACGAGCCACAGAAGACUUACUCGUAUGCUCAAAAGCUUCGGGCAGGUACUACGUAUGGCUUCCGCAGGGGUGGUAGAGGUAAGGUUCCUUGGGAUCGGACCACAGCUUCCGGAAACCCAUCUAUAUCUGAUGUUGUGUCGUCAUACAUGCUGGGUCUGCGCAAGCGCAAGGUCGCUAAAGGAGAAACUCCAACUAGUGCGAGAGCCAUUAGGCCUAGUACUCUAAGGAGGCUCUAUGAAUAUAAUCACAAGCCUGAAAACUGGAAUGCUAGUCCACAGACACCUGAAAAUUGGUGUGGGGGAAACGUGCGACGGCUGCUCCAAGCUGUCUAUCUUGUCACCUUUUCCUGCCUUCUCCGCAUCGAUGAGGCCCUCAAAAUCCAAGUUCACGAUAUCGAGUUUGGCAUUGACGAUAUAGACGGCAUCCAUUAUGUAUCGAUCACGCUACCCUUCCGCAAGAACAGCCCGUUUGGCGACAUACCCCCAUUUGUGCUUCGCGCUUUGCCAGCCCACAUGGCGCAUCUCUGCCCUGUUCGAGCCCUAGCAGAAUGGAUAGAUGCCUCAGAGAUUACGCAGGGAUACCUUUUCCCCAAUAUUGACAAACGUGAUCGACCUAUCACUGUAAAGAAUACUGCGAUGAAACCUGAAGUGUUUCUCCAGCUGUUUCGCAACAACCUAUGUGACUUGGGAGAACCACCAUAUGCAUACGGCACCCAUUCUUUUCGCCGUGGGGGAUGUCAGUGGUUAUCGGUUGACCUUCGGUGGUCAAUCCGACAGAUUUGUGAGUGGGGCGGAUGGAGCACAGAUUUUACUCAUUUAACAAUUGUCAAGUACCUGAUUUCUUGGAACGACGUCGCAAUGCUGCGUCGCGAGGACUUCUUCAAGCUUGACCGUGAGGCCACCAUCAAGUGCUGGAGCUGUGGACGUACGUGCGCCUGUGCCUAG